Molecule: messenger RNA, 672 nt
Organism: Fusarium poae
Lineage: Eukaryota; Fungi; Ascomycota; Sordariomycetes; Hypocreales; Nectriaceae
Gene: SNF7
Product: ESCRT-III subunit protein snf7
Exons: 4
Coding region: 1-672 (223 amino acids)
Biological process (GO): late endosome to vacuole transport via multivesicular body sorting pathway; vesicle budding from membrane
Cellular component (GO): cytoplasmic side of plasma membrane; ESCRT III complex; multivesicular body
Source: RefSeq, a predicted model, not a curated record
AUGUGGGGUUGGUUCGGUGGCGCCGCGGCCCAGAAGCGCAAGGAUACUCCCAAGAAUGCGAUCCUCGGUCUGCGAGCGCAGCUUGAUAUGCUGCAGAAGCGCGAGAGACAUCUCCAGAACCAGAUAGAUGAGCAGGAUGGUAUCGCACGCAAGAACGUGAGCACAAACAAGAAUGCGGCCAAGGCGGCCUUGAGGCGCAAGAAGACACAUGAGCACUCGCUCGACCAAACCGUUUCGCAAAUUGGUACUUUGGAGCAGCAGAUCAACGCCAUCGAGUCGGCCAACAUCAACAAGGAGACACUGGCCGCCAUGAGCGACGCCAACGCGGCAAUGAAACAUAUUCACAAGGGUCUUACAGCGGAUAAGGUGGACGCCAUAAUGGACGAGUUGCGAGAGCAAAACGCCAUGAGCGACGAGAUUGUCAACGCCAUUACCCAAACCCCAAUGGGCGACGCCAUCGAUGACGAUGAGUUGGAGAACGAGCUGGAUGAGCUACAACAGGAGCAGCUUGAUGAGCAGAUGCUCAAGACAGGCACCGUCCCUGUGUCGGAUGCCGUGCAUAAACUGCCCACGCCAGCUUCUGCAGAGCCUGUAUCAAGCAAGAAGCAGGCUGUGGAGGAGGACGAUGAGGAAGCUGAGCUUCGGAAACUACAGGCCGAGAUGGCCAUGUGA